Messenger RNA from Anoplopoma fimbria (sablefish), 2342 nucleotides. RefSeq names its product ephrin-A1-like. The record is from RefSeq and is a predicted model, not a curated record. Bases 214 to 897 code for a protein of 227 amino acids. Lineage: Eukaryota; Metazoa; Chordata; Actinopteri; Perciformes; Anoplopomatidae. Gene Ontology annotation, biological process: ephrin receptor signaling pathway; axon guidance. Gene Ontology annotation, cellular component: plasma membrane. Gene Ontology annotation, molecular function: ephrin receptor binding. The transcript is spliced from 5 exons.
UUAACCCGAUCUCUCUACGUUUGUUUUUUUGUCAUUGCUGUACGUAUUAACUUGCGUUUUGUUUUCAUUUACAUUCACCGCACGCGUAAACUGUUUUCUUAAUAGAGGUGUGCGCGAUCGAGCUCUUCUCGGUGAACUUUUUUUGCAUUUUUCUUUUUUGCACAACCUACCUGAGUUGUGCUUCCUCUCUGCACGCCUCCUCUCCUCUCCACCAUGGAUUUGGUUUGGAUUGUGGGCUUCGUUGUGAGCGUCUGCGCCUGGUUUGCUUCAGCGGAGCGGCACAGCGUCUACUGGAACAGCACGAACCCCAAGUUUAUAUGGGACGACUACACCGUGGAGGUGAAGCUCAAUGACUACCUGGACAUCGUCUGCCCCCAUUACCCUCAGGGUGAGGUGCCAUUGCUGGAUGCUGAGCGAUACGUGCUCUACAUGGUGGAGCGCGAGGACUACGAUUCCUGCAAGCCCGAAUCCUACGACCAGAUGCGUUGGGAGUGCGGCCAUCCUUUCGCUCCUCACGCCCCUGAGAAGUUCUCGGAGAAGUUCCAGCGGUUUACUCCGUUCACUCUGGGAAAGGAGUUUCGUCAAGGAGAAAGCUACUAUUAUAUCUCCAAACCUUUGCACCACCAUGGACAGGAGUGCCUCAGGCUCAGGGUGGACGUCGUAGCUGCUGAUGGCUCUCAAGAGGCCAGAGUGGCUAAAGGAGGCACAGGUGGGGCUGCAGUUGGAGCUGGGGGUGGGGUUCACAACCCGUCCAACAGACUGCCUGCAGCAGAUGACCCAGUGGUGAGCCUGCCAGAUGUCCAGAAGAGUGUACGGUCAAACUCUGUGGUGACGGCUGCAUCCCUCUCAAUUCUCUCAUUGCUAGUCCCAUCUUCAUUACUGCUAUUGUUGCACUGAGAGUACAUGAAAGGACUGCUGUCAGCAGACUUUCUUUUCAGGGACUACAAUGAAGACAGUCCAUGGGGAUGAGACCACUGACUCAGAAAGACAAUUUUUCCUGCCCAGUGCUGGCCACAGGGAGAGACUUUUGAAGCUUGUAAAGUACAGAUGGACUCGCUCGCACUGAACGUGCUGAGUAACUAUGUGUGCUUCGUCUAAUUUUUUUUUCUUAGAAAGACCAAGCUCUACUUGAUUUUUAUUUUGGGCUCUCUCCCAAAAAAAAAAAAACAUUAAAGUGCUUGGAUGAUAACCCUAGAAGACGAUAUGAAGAAGAUUAAAGAGGAACCUAAAGUGGCCGAAGAACAAUCAACAGCAAAGACACCAACUCUGUUUGAAAUUUUUAAAUUUGGUUGGGAUGAAUCCACAUCCAAUGGAAAAGUAAUCUCUCACCCUUUGAGCCAAAGAUCAGUCAUCUCCUCCCAACUUGUACACUAUUCCACCCUUGAGUAUUGUGUACUACUUGUUGUAUUGUUAUCGUAAUGGUAUCGAGUGGCAUUGGUGUCCCAAGUAAUUACUUUCUUUAAAUGUAGCAUUGACAGACCCGGGGACCUUUCUCAUGACUACCAAUCCUCUGCGAACUCGACAAUGUGCUUAUAUACUGUAGCACUAAUGCUGCACAGUACAGACACAACAACAUAUACUCCAUAACAGUGUUACACACAGACACACACACACACACACUGACAUGAAAACACACUACAUCCAACUGUGUUACGUGUACAUUCUGUGAAGAUAAUUUAUAACAUUUGCAGCUGAGAAGUUUUACUGUAUAUACCAUGUGCUCACGAAGAGAAAUGUUUACUGUUGGCAGCGGGGAGAGCUUCUCUUCUCUCCGUCUCCUGGUAGAGUACUUGUGUGAAAGGGCAAACGUGUGAGUUGAAGUGAGAGCAAGAAAAAGGGAGCGAUUGAUUGAAAGAGUGAUGAGACAAAAUGUUUUUCUGCCAAAAGCGAACACUGAGCUGUUGUGUGUGUGUGUUGCAGAGAGGCUGGUUCUUCUCUGUUUGUUGGAUCUUGCCGCUGUAUUGGUUAAACUGUGUGACAUGGAGUGCUGGUAUCUUUUAUUACUACAGGACCCAACCCUGUGUUUCAUGGUGCUCUCCUCUCGUGUUUUCAACACAAAGUUCAGCUAUUUAGACUUAAUAAUUAACACGGUUUUGGAUGAUUUGAAAACAUUAUAGUCACCGGUUCACAAGAGACGAGACACGGCAUCAAACCUCGUUGCCAAGCACAUCUUCACCUGACAGGCUGGCUUGACCAACAAAGCACAACUGUGUAUGACUACCAUUGAAGUCAGUCUUUUUUUAUCUGAAUUCUUGUUACCUUUUUUUGUACAUGUGUAAGUAAGAAAAGUGUAUAAUAUGUAUAUAUUUAUAUAUAUAUAUAUAUAUAUAGAAGAUUAUAUA